UGGCUGCUAGCUCCCGACACAACUAGCUAACGUUAGCUAACGUUAGCUAACGUGCACCUGCCUCCGGUGAGCUCUUUCCCCGUCAAACGGGUCCUCCCGCUCCGGCCUCUGUGUGUUUGUGUGUGUGUGUGUGUGUCUCCCGUGCGCGUACACGUAGGAGACUGACGUUGGAAACAGGAAGUAGAAAGGCAGUCAGCAGCUCAUGACAACAAGGAAGUAAACUCUGUCGGGUCGAAGUGAGGAACACUUUCUUUUUCUGCCGUAACGUGAAAGUAAGAACGGCCGAGAGCUCGGCGCUAGAAUCCCAGGCGCAGCGAGGGUGGCUACGGAAGUUAGCCUUCAAGCUAAUUCCUCCACUGACUGAGCAGCGUCUCAACACCAGCCCCAGAGAGAAGAACACACAGGGGUGCGGGGGGAGACGCGGACAGUAUCCGCCACUAUGGACCACAAAGGGGAACCCCAGGAAGAAGUUAUGGGGUUGAAACACGAGGAGCUCCCGCAGAUGGAUGGAUCAUGUGAUGCGUGCGAGCCUGAUGAGGCCCAACCGGCCACACAAGUUUGCCAUACCUGCAGCUUUGCCUUCUGCCCUGUCCAUGGUGACGCACAUGCCAGCAGAACACAUCAUCCCAUACUGCCUUACAACCAUGCCGAGACACAAGCUAAUGGACCUGGCACUAACAGAGACUCCAGAGUUGGAGGCGGAGCUGAGGAUGAAGCGCGUGCGGACGGAGCAGCUGCAAUGGCCACGAAUCGGGAGACUGCGCCGCUCGGAGCGGCGAUGCCCAACGGCGAUGAGAGAGACGAGGCUGGUGGAAGAAAGGGAGCCAAGAGCGGUCUGCAUCCGGAGGCUGAGCCGGGGGAUGGAGCCGAGGGUGCAGAAGCAGGCCAGGAGGCCUUGGCCGCUGCAGAGCCUGAGAAGAGGGACACCGUGACCGUGGAGAGGCUGCGCUGCAAGGAGCACGCACAGGAAGGCUCCCUGUACUGCAAACCCGACGAGAAGAUCAUCUGUGUGGUGUGUGCUGUGCAGGGUGAGCACCGGGAGCAUGAGAUCAUCACCCUGCAUGAGGCCUACGUUUGGCAGAAGAGCAGGCAGGGGCAUGACCUUUUGGGCUGCACGCAACAAAUGUCCGAGAAGAUCAAGUCCAAAUGGACAAACCCUGAGAUGUCCACGGAGGAGCUUGAGGCCUAUGUAAACAGUCAGUUUGAUGAGCUCCGCAAACUGGUGCGUCUGGAGGAGAAGAGGACCCUUCACCUGGUGGACCUCAAGGAGGCCUUCCUGACGGCGUCCGCCGCGGAGAAAAUCGCCGAGAUCUCCCUGCAAACGGAGCUCCUGCAGGAGGAGAUGGCCGAGAUCACACACCAGCUGUGCCUGCUGGAGCAGGCUGAGGCCAUGGGUCCCGCCAUGGCAGCAGAGGCCCUUGGACCACUGCCGGCCCACAGAGUGCCGCGGGACAUUGAAGCGAUGCCAAGACUACCGGAGCCGAGGCCAGAACCCAUGAACCCACGGGGCUUUGACGACAACGAUUCUGGACCAUCCAUGGACCACGCCCCCUGAUACCAGCUGAACACGCUCCGAUUCACCUGUCCCUCAAUGUGUACUUCAGCUGAGCUGUCAGGCCACCCUCUCCCCCCCCUCCCCCACCUUCCCCUCCCCUCUCUCUCUCUCUGUCAGCCUUUUUCACCCCCCCCCCCGGCGCUGUGCCUGCUGCCAGCGAGCUGACCUUGAAGAGGGCUGAUGUGACAAAUGUGGCUGAUGGCGACGUCUUUUCUGUGCUCCAACUUUUCCUUCACCAGCGACUAACUUCUUCCCUGAUUGACAUGUUCCGUGCCAUCAAUUACCAUCGGGCUCAAUUUCCACAGCCAGUCGGGCCCUGGGCUUACUGGUCGACUCGGGGGGGAGGAGUCCGUUAAGCCCGACAGAUGUCAGAAACGGGAGGUUCCGCGGGCGCCGUUCUCUUCGCACUUCAGCCGUGAACAGUGUAAUUCUGUUUCUGUCGUUUUGUCGAACAUUUGGACGCGAAAAGGGAACUUUUUUUUUUUUUUUUUUUCAGACGCCGCAAUGCCUUACGUCAUCGAGAGAGGGUUCCGAAAAGGGUGCUCUCUGUGUCGUGUUUUGAUUGUGUACUUUCCCUUCACCCUGAGCCCCACCCGCUGGUUCUUUGUGCUUGUGGAUUUGAGCGCACUUCCUUGUGUGCUUGUCAGGUCCAUUAUCAGAAGCGGGAGGGGGGGGGGGGGGGGCAUUUUGACGCCUAUCGAUUUUGUGAAUGUGGUUGAGUCUUUGUUCAAAUCAAACUAGAAUUCCACUGUGCAAAAUAGCACUUGGGCAGUAUCAGCUUUCUAUUUACUGUAAAGGCUCAUUACUCCUGUCCAAUCCGCAGGGCGCAAUCCAGUGCACGCACUCUCCACCGUGACCCACUCAGCCGUGGCUUUCAGUCUGUCUGUCAGCGGUUUGCUUUUAAUGCCAUGGUGAUGCUGUUGCCUCACACUCAGAAUUCAGAAAGUGGUGUCACCCGUCAUACGUGGCACAUGUUUGACAACGACAUUUGUCACUUUGCUGUGACGUGUCAUUGCACCAAGAAGCCAAGCCAAGAGAAAUGUUUGUGUGUCAACAGCUUAUUGAAAUAAGCCUUUAUUCCAGGGUAACAGAAGGCAGACAUCUGACUUUCUGAUAUUUCCUCUUUGUCUAUUUUUUGUUUGAAAUCCAUAAAUAAAUUACCAACCAGUGGGUUUCUGAAGAUGACAUUCAUACUUUCACGCAUUUUUUUUUUCUUUCGCCAAACUCUACAAACACCUCAAUGUCAUCAGUCAUCCAAGAGACUAAUAUAAAAAAAAACUUGUUAAGCAUGUGACGAUGGGCGGAGACAAGAGGAUGAAGUGCUGUUUAGGAGGGGUUCAGGGUGGCGGGUAGUUCUGCUUCAUCAACAUGCAAGGCGAGCCCCCCCCAUCUCGAUAAGACUGGGAACCUGUAGGUUUGGGAACAAAAGGCUUGUUGAUGGAGCAGCAGAGCUCUUCGGGGGGGGGGUUUCUUCUUUUCCGCAGAUACAUUUAAAUGUCGACAGGUUUCAUUCCUACGCUGCCAGCAAAAGCCAGAACCCACUUUCGUCAACUUGAAGCCUCAAUCACUAAAGCCGCUCUCUCGAAGGCUUCUCCUUUUUUUCCCCCCUCUCGCUUGGCUUCUGUUGCCCCGUCAGUACAGCGCUGUGCGUUUCUCACUCCUUCCUGCCACGUCGGCUUCAUCGAGGGACGCCUUUGCAGCGUCUCUGAUCCCUCUGCAGCCAGAUAUUGACCCGGAGAGAAACUCAUUUAGCCGGCGGUCGCUUCCUGCCUGGGUGGGAUCACGUCUGGGUUUGCAUUCUCUGGUGAAUUCCCUCGUAUAAUGGGGCCUAAUGACUUAGCGCGUGAGGCAUUGAUCCUUUAGCAUUCACUAAGCCACUGCGGACUGACCAAUCACUCAAACCCUCUUUAGAGAUUUUUUUUGUUUGUUUCCUAUGUGUGUGUGUUAUAAUGUUUCUGCCCCCCUUGCUGUUAGAGACUGGCUGGCUUGGGGUAGCAAUCAUUAGGUCGAGAGUCUGGUGUGAUCAAAGGAACAAAAACCAACCUGAUCGGGGGGGGGGGGGGGGGGACAAUGUGCCUGUUUGUCUGUGGAGGAAAUGGAGAGGAGAAGAUGGUCAGAUCUAAUUCAGCCAGGGAGAACACAAGGUUCCCUUUUUCCACCCCCCCCCCCCCCCCCCCCCUCCAAUUACACUUGCUCUUCAGGUUCACUUCACAGGGCGUCUUCACACGGAGGCGUAAUGACAGUUUUGGGGCCGUGCACGUACCGUGUGGGCAAAAAAAAAAGAAGAGAAA
Messenger RNA from Pungitius pungitius (ninespine stickleback), 3846 nucleotides. It is a transcript of the gene trim44, whose product is annotated as tripartite motif containing 44. Gene Ontology annotation, cellular component: cytoplasm. The transcript has 6 exons. NCBI's taxonomy places the organism in Eukaryota, Metazoa, Chordata, Actinopteri, Perciformes, Gasterosteidae. The record is from RefSeq and is a predicted model, not a curated record. Gene Ontology annotation, biological process: protein ubiquitination; protein stabilization; regulation of gene expression. Bases 440 to 1555 code for a protein of 371 amino acids. Gene Ontology annotation, molecular function: zinc ion binding; ubiquitin protein ligase activity.